Messenger RNA from Aspergillus bombycis, 351 nucleotides. Its product is annotated as RNA recognition motif domain-containing protein. The transcript has 5 exons. Lineage: Eukaryota; Fungi; Ascomycota; Eurotiomycetes; Eurotiales; Aspergillaceae. The coding region runs from base 1 to 351 and encodes 116 amino acids. The record is from RefSeq and is a predicted model, not a curated record. Gene Ontology annotation, molecular function: RNA binding.
AUGUCUAAACUAUUUGUUGGCGGCCUGUCAUGGCACACCACUGACCAGAGUCUCCAUGAUGGUUUCUCCCAGUUCGGCACGGUCGAAGAAGCUAUUGUCGUUAAGGAUCGUGACACUAACCGCAGUCGCGGAUUUGGUUUCGUCCGCUUCAGCUCAGAGGCUGAUGCCGACGCUGCGGUGGCACAGUUGAACAAUACGGAGUUUGACGGCCGUGUUAUCCGCGUCGACAAAGCCUCUGAACGAACUAGUCGCAACGAUGGCGGUUUCCAAGGCCGUGGCGGAUACAACCAGCGCGGAGGCGGUGGAGGAUAUGGUGGAGGAUAUGGAGGCAGCUAUGGCCCGUACCUCUAA